AUGCAGCACCCGUCCUUAACCACCCUUCUUUUUUGGCUUGGGCUUGCCGUCCUCGUGCAAUGCCAGACAUAUGACAAGGGAGCCUCCGCAGUCCGUCUUCCCGAGGACGACUUCCGAUACCGCAUACUGACCUCCAUACCUAAAGCAUAUGACGUCUCCAACACAUUUUGGUCAAACCGUCAAUCUGCCGUCAGACCAGCCUGCUUUCUCCUCCCCAAUUCAACUGCAGACGUCUCGACAGGGCUCAAGAUACUCACAUCGCUGAGCACCAAGUUUUCCGUCAAAAGUGGCGGCCACACUCCGUUCCCGGGGGGUUCCAACAUCCAAGGCGGCGUCACCAUCAGCCUCGAGGCCCUCAACGACGUCACCGUCAGCGCGAACCGCAAGACUGUAUCCAUCGGGCCGGGAAAUCGCUGGAUCGACGUGACGAAGAAGCUAGACCCUCUCGGCCUCGCCGUCGUAGGCGGCCGCGUCGCAGAGGUCGGCGUCUCCGGCCUGCUCCUCGGCGGCGGCAUCUCGUUUCUCUCCGAGCAGCACGGCUGGGCGUGCGACAACGUGCAGAACUACGAAGUCGUUCUCGCGACGGGCGAGAUCGUCAACGCGACGCCGACGCAGAAUGAAGACCUGUUCUGGGCGCUCCGCGGCGGCGGCGGAUCGAGCUUCGGCAUCGUGACGCGGUUUGACGUCGACGCCUUCGCGCAGGGCGACCUCUGGGCGCGGUCGCUCAUCUGGCCGGGGACGGAGAGCAGCGCCGUGCUGUCGCAGUUCACGCUCGUCGCGACGGACGUGCUGCCUCUGGACAGGGACGCGCACGUGUUUGUCGUGCUGGCCAACGCGCCGCAGUUUGGCGGGAACAUUGCCCUGACGUCGCUCUACCACCUCACGCAUGCCGCGACGCAGGCAGCGGCCGACGGGGCGGUGCCGGAUAUCUUUGAGGGGUUCGUGCGGUUGCCUCGCCAGAUUUCGAACACGACGACCAUUGCGCCGGUCUCGACACACCUGGAGGCCAUUUCGGAUCGAUACGGCUUCCGAAAGACGUGGUGGGACACGACGGUUUCGAUCGGCGACGCAGGGGAUUACUUGCUUCUCCUGGAGACGCUGCCCAAGUGGGAUGCCCAUGUUGAAACGUUGCUGGCGGCGGCCGAGGAGGCUGGCGACACGAUUGUUCCGCAGAUCGCUUUCCAGCCCAUCUCGACCAACGUGCUCAAAGAGAUGCAGAAGAAUGGAGGCAACGCACUGGGGCUAGACGUGGGCGACGGGCCGCUCGUAUUGAUCCAUAUCAUGGCGACCUGGUCGAAUGAGAAGUUGGACUGCCUCAUUGAGAAAAAGUCAAAGGAGUUUAUCGAGGAUAUCGAAGCGAGAGCUGAAGCGCGAGGGCAGAGUAAUGGAUACAAGUACAUCAACUAUGCUGGCAGAACACAGGAUGUGUUCGGCAGCUACGGCGAGGAGAAUCACAAGAGGCUGCGAGAGGUAUCGCAAAAGUACGACCCUGAAGACUUGCUACAGAACCUCUGGAGGGGCUAUUUCAAAGUCAGGUAG
Molecule: messenger RNA, 1539 nt
Organism: Verticillium nonalfalfae
Lineage: Eukaryota; Fungi; Ascomycota; Sordariomycetes; Glomerellales; Plectosphaerellaceae
Exons: 2
Coding region: 1-1539 (512 amino acids)
Molecular function (GO): FAD binding
Source: RefSeq, a predicted model, not a curated record